This is a messenger RNA of Trichoderma reesei QM6a, 873 nucleotides long. RefSeq names its product glycoside hydrolase family 16. The annotation marks the transcript as partial. Gene Ontology annotation, molecular function: hydrolase activity, hydrolyzing O-glycosyl compounds. Gene Ontology annotation, biological process: glucan catabolic process. The record is from RefSeq and is a predicted model, not a curated record. The transcript has a single exon. Lineage: Eukaryota; Fungi; Ascomycota; Sordariomycetes; Hypocreales; Hypocreaceae.
UACACUCUUAACGUUGUCUACGACGAGAGCAACUUCUUUUCCAGCUUCGACUUCUUCAGCGAAGCCGAUCCUACACAUGGCUUCGUCCAGUAUGUUGACGCCCAGACCGCCAAUUCCUUGGGACUCGCGGGAAUCUCUUCGGGAGGCAUCUUCAUAGGCACCGACUCAACGACCCAAAAUCCGUCCGGCGGCCGCAAGUCGGUUCGCGUAACUUCGCAACAGCAGUUCACUCACGGCCUCUUCAUCGCCGACAUUGCCCAUAUGCCGGGCAGCAUCUGUGGAGUCUGGCCUGCCUUUUGGAUGGUUGGCCCAGAUUGGCCAAAUUCGGGCGAAAUCGACAUUAUCGAGGGCUACAGUACUCAGACGACCAACGCCAUCACGCUCCACACAGCACCCGGCCUCAACAUCAACAACAAGGGGUCUAACCCGUCUACCAGCCUGCUGGGGAGCGACUGCGGCCCUAAUAGCUCAAACACCGGUUGUGGCCAGAAGACCACGGACAACCAGAAUUACGGCGAUGGAUUCAACGCCAUUGGCGGAGGCGUCUAUGCCACCGAGUGGACGUCCAGCCACAUUGCCGUCUGGUUCUUCCCCCGGACCAACAUCCCCGCCGACAUCAACUCUGGCAACCCAAACCCCAGCAGCUGGGGCACUCCCCUGGCCAAGUUCGCCGGGAGCAACAUUGGUGGUUUCUUCAAGAACAACCAGAUUGUCUUCAACACUGCGUUGUGCGGCGACUUGGCUGGCGGUGUUUGGCCGUCUGACCCUGAGUGCUCCGCCUUGGCUCCUACGUGCGAAGAGUAUGUUGCCAAUAAUCCGUCGGCCUUUGUGGAGGCUUUCUGGAUUGUAAACUCUGUCAGCGUGUACAACCAG